Molecule: messenger RNA, 1476 nt
Organism: Anopheles darlingi
Lineage: Eukaryota; Metazoa; Arthropoda; Insecta; Diptera; Culicidae
Exons: 7
Coding region: 1-1476 (491 amino acids)
Biological process (GO): sensory perception of taste
Cellular component (GO): axon; neuronal cell body; dendrite
Source: RefSeq, a predicted model, not a curated record
AUGAACCGAAGUGAGAGUAAGCCUGCGGAGAGUACCUUCUGCCGGAUUUUGAAACCGAUUUACUAUGUGUCGAAGUUGGCCGGAUUAUGGCCCCAAUCCUUUACCAGAUCGACGCCCGGUGUUACGGUGCUCGAUAUUGUUUAUGUGAUGGCCAUCUACUGCGUGUUUGGCUACUGCAUCAUCGUGAACUCAAGUGUGAAGCUGUGGGACUACUACAUGAAACCGUUCGAGUCGAACAUCCUGCGGUAUGGACUACAAACACAUCUGGUGAAUGGGUUGUAUCUAGGCGUAAUCAUCAUAACGACGAACGUAAUACAGUACAAGAAAAAGUGGGAAUAUAUGCACCUGAUGGAUAGCGUUACACAGGUUGUCGAGCAGGAGUUUCACGUCAAGAAUCCCGUCCGAGUUGUGCAACUCUUCAUUACGAUCGUCAUGAUAGCGGAAAACAUCUAUCUACUGUGGGUACUUUCGGGUUAUUACUUCCUCAUAGACCGAACGCUCAACAUAACCACGACCUAUCUGUAUGCCUCGUACUAUCUGAUGAACCUGUCGACGCUCGCCCUUAUCAAUGAGUACACAUAUUUUGUCGUCCACAUUCGUCGUCUGAUGACGGUUGUUAAUCGGUUGCUCAAGCAGUUGCUGCUGAAUGAUGCCGAAGGCAGUGAUUUGAUCCUGCUGGACAGGGGUCGUAAGGCGAAAACACCGACCAUUGCCUACGACGAGAUCUUCACGGUAUACGGGCAGGCAAAGAAGGACUUUGGGAUGGUCGGCAGCGAUGUGAAGACACCGAAGCCACCCAAAAUAACUAUGGUGGCGCCAACAUCGGCUGGAUUUAACAAAUUUUCCUACACAAGUGUCUUAAACACCUACGUAACAAAACUCAAGAUAGACAAUCAAUCCAGCAUGGAGUCGAUCCUGAAAACGCUGAAUCGUCUGUCCACCCUGCACUAUCACCUGUGCGAUGCAAUCCGCUUGGUUAACCGUAUCUCGUCGUUACAGUUGAUGCUUCUCUUUGGCGCUAUGUUUGUUUUUCUCGUGUUUGGACUCUUUACAAUCUAUAAAGCGUUCAAUUCCGGGACUUGGGCAUUCAAGAUCAUGGCAAUUGCGAAUGGUUCAUGGAUUCUAUUCUACUUAUUGCUGAUGCUGACGGUCAUUACUGCUACUACCAGUACGCAGACUCGCGGUCGCGAGGCUGGAGAUAUUGUCCAUCAGAUCAUCAGGAAGCACCAGAACCAUUUCUCCAACGAUGUCAUUGAAAGGCUCUCGACAAUGUCGCUUCAAAUCAAGAUGCGGGACAUGUCGUUCUCCUGUGGAUUAUUCAAGUUCGAUUGGCAACUGUUUAGCUCGAUUCUUUCAGCUUGUGCGAUGUACCUGGUGUUCCUCAUUCAAUUCGAUGUUACCCCACCGGUGGGAUUUACCUCACCCAACAUCACCGCGAUGCUGGAUGUGAGCAACAUUGUAUCGAAUGAACUCUAG